GAGUGAGCCAUAGAAAGGAGAAGCUGGGUAGAGAGAGAGAGUGAGUAGAGACAUAGAGAAGGAGUCGGUGUGGGUGAGACGCUGAAGCAGAUCUAACCAGGGGUGUUUUCUCUCUUUUUUUCCUUCCCCUCCUCCCUGUUUCCCACCUGGGCUCCCAGCUCCCUCCAGGAUCCGAUGAUUACAGGGCAGCUGAGCAAGCCGCUGCUCUCCUUGCGCAGCAACAUGAGCGCGGCAGAACUCCGGGCGGAUGACAAAGCGGCCACCCCAGACAGCGAGCUGAACGACGAGCCCCUGCUCCUGCCCUCCGAGGCCACGGACAGAGAGGGCACUCCCAACAAGCUUUACGGAGCUCGCGAUGGUUCAGUCCAGUCUGAUGCCAGCAGCAGUCCUUCAGAGCAGAGUCAGCUGGGCCAGUCUCACCCAGGAUACCCACUGGGUCCACAGUCUCUCCUGGUGGCGCAGCAGCUGGCCAACGCAGUAGGUGGCGUGAUGUCCGGGGCGGCACCGGGCAUGAACCAGCCCAUCCUCAUUCCUUUCAACGCAGGCGGACACCUGGGUGGGCAGCAAGGCCUGGUCCUCUCCUUGCCCACGGCCAACAUCCAGAGCCUGGUGGCUGCUGCUGCUGCGGGGGGCAUCAUGACGCUCCCCCUCCAGAACCUGCAAGCUACCUCAUCACUCAACUCCCAGCUCCAGCACCUGCAGCAGCUCCAACAGAUGCAGCAGCACCACCAGCAGCAACAGCAACAUCAGCAGCAACAGCAGCAGCAACACCAUCAUCAACAGACCCACUCCCACGCCCAGAACCAGCUGUCAUCCCAGCAUCACAUGACCCCACCCAACCAGCAGCAGACCUCCGUCCCGUCUCCGGGCUCGGCCUGCUCCUCCACCUCUGGACAGCCGCAGCAGUCUCCGCCGCACCGACCCAACCAGUCGCCGGUCCGCAGCCUCCCUUCUCCCGUCACCCCGCCCAUGCCUUUGCCACUGAAUCCUCUGGCCAGCCAGGCAGCAGUAGCAGCAGCAGCAGCCAUGGGAUCAAUCGCCGGUUCUCAGGUGUUUGGCAAUACCCUGUCAAACCUGCAAGGAGCCACCGGACAGCUGGUCACCAAUGCACAAGGACAGAUAAUUGGAACAAUCCCACUGAUGCCCAACUCUGCAGGGCCCUCCAGCCAAUCAGGGGGUGGCAACCCAGCACUGCAGGUACAGCCAAUUACACCUCAGCUUCUGACCAACGCUCAAGGCCAGAUCAUCGCCACGGUGAUCGGCAAUCAGAUCCUGCCUGUCAUCAACACCCAGGGAAUCACACUGUCACCAAUCAAGCCUGGACAGCAGCUGCCUCAGGCUCAGCAGGGUCAGACAGGCCCUGCAUCGUCUCAGCCCAACCUGCUCCACAUGCCCCACAGACAGAGCCCUCUCCACCAGGCCUCUUCCUCCUCAUCCACCUCUUCCUCUUCCUCAGCUCUCAGCGUGGGGCAGCUAGUCAGCAACCCGCAGACCGCCCCCAGCGAGGUGGACGGGGUCAACCUGGAGGAGAUUCGUGAAUUUGCCAAAGCAUUCAAGAUCCGCCGGCUGUCCCUGGGCCUGACACAGACUCAGGUGGGCCAGGCGCUCAGCGCCGCCGAAGGGCCGGCGUACAGUCAGUCUGCCAUCUGCAGACACACCAUCCUGAGAAGCCACUUUUUCCUACCACAGGAAGCCCAAGAGAACACUAUAGGUAGCAGUCUGACAGGCAAACUGAACCCUGGCCUUUUAUAUCCUGCCAGGUUUGAGAAGUUGGACAUCACCCCUAAAAGCGCCCAGAAGAUUAAGCCCGUUCUGGAGCGCUGGAUGGCCGAGGCUGAAGCCCGCCACCGAUCCGGCAUGCAGAACCUGACUGAGUUUAUCGGCAGUGAGCCUUCGAAAAAACGCAAGCGGAGGACCUCUUUCACCCCGCAGGCGCUCGAGAUCCUCAACAGCCACUUUGAGAAGAACACACACCCCUCUGGACAGGAAAUGACGGAAAUAGCUGAGAAACUGAACUAUGACAGGGAGGUGGUGCGUGUCUGGUUCUGCAACAAGAGGCAAGCCUUGAAAAACACAAUAAAGCGUUUGAAACAGCCCGAACUCGGCGCGGCUGCACCCAUGGACCCUCUCACUGAUUCUCUAGAGGAGCUCCCAAAAUGAACGAGCUCUCCGACAGGAAAAAAAAAAAAAAGUGGAGUGGAAAAGAAGUGGCAGCCAUGAAAAACAACAACAACAAAGGUGGAUGAACUCAUCUCGAAAUGAGAACUGAAACAUGUUCCAGUCAACCUGGAUGGACAGUCAUGAGUUUGCAAACAAAAACUAUGUGUUGUCAGUGUGAUUACCACAGUUAUGUAAAUGACCUUGGCGAAACCAAAAACAAGAAAAAAGAGAUUAAUAUCUGAGAAUUAUGUAAAAACAUAUGGUGUGCUGUUUCAAAGAGUUUUAGAUUCUGGCCUUACAGACCAGACUAUCGCCCAAAUUUUGGUUCCCGCGAGGAGGGAUUUAGUAAAGAGAUCAUACCAAAUCAAAACACUAUUUACCAAAGUCUGUUGCAUCUGAGUACUAAGAAUAAUUUUGUAAUGUAAAUGUGCUCUAAAUUUUUACAUUUGUACUGGCAAAUCUAAGCUAUAUGUGUGAGGUUGAGUAUACAUUUUAUCUUUGUCUCGCUUACUUUUUUCUUCAUUGUUUGUAUGUAAAUAUCUAAAACAAAAAAAAAAAAACAAAAAAGAAAAAUGCUGUCUUCAAAUUAAAAUCACACUUAUAAAGUUCUCUUUUGGACAAAAAAAAAUUACCUUUGCUGUUAAACAAUUGCAUUAUAAUGUUGUUUGCCUCUGAUUUGUGUUUCAUCUGCAAAUAUUUUCAGUCACAGUGUAACUUUGUACAACUUUUACAGGUAUUUAUUAAUAAUCUCAUGAGAUUGUUUCAGAGGGACAGAUGGAGGGAGGGAGAUUAAAGUAAGGACUGUCACACGAUGAUGAAGAUAAGGAGGAGGAGGUGGAGGGGUUUCAGUGUCUGUCAAGUCUACUGCAGCUUUGUUUUUGAGCUACUGUGUCAUUCUGUUGCCAAAGCCUGAUAGCCAAAGAACACAUUAACAUUCAGCUCAAGGACUGGGGAAGAUUUUACCUUUUUAUUUACUUGUUCACACAGCUUUCUCCCCCCCCCCCCUCACCUUUUUCUAAAGUGUUUUAACUCUGUGGGUCAAGUUUAACAAAAAGAAAAAAAGCACUGUCAUGUCAAACAGCUGCAACAGUGUCUGCUGUAAUUUCUUAUCGUGGCAAUAUAGAAAAUGGGUUGGAAGAAUUUUCUCGGGCAAAUUUGCUUCUGCAUGUUUAAACUCAAACUCACAUAAGAGGAUUAUUUACAGACUUGGCGGAGAUAAAUUUCACCAGACAGCCCCAAAAAUACCUGUGUUUUGCUAAUAUCACUGAAAAUAACACAUAUUUUUACAUAGUAAACCCUUUAAUUAUGCCAUAAAAUUAAGUGAUCGUGUGGUUGAAGCCCGUCUGUUGCCACUGACCAAUCUACUGAGCUCAUUCCAGUUCAGCUGUUUUUAUAACCUGAAUAUCUCAACUCAAAUAUGCUUUUCUGCAAAGAUAACUGUUGUUAUUUUCUUUACAUUCUGCAUUCCUCUCAGCUAAGUGAAGGUUUACAGGCGUUACAAACAGUGUUUUUAAUGGAAAUGGUUUUUUUUGCCACCUAUGAAGUGUUUAAAAAAGGUUAAUCUCAGCAGAUUCUCUUGAAGAUCUCAUGCAUUUCUUGUUAUUUUUUAUUAUAAUUUGCAUGGGUAGAAAUUAAUUUUCAGUCCAACAGUAUUUUUUAUUAAUUAACUCUCCAUCUCUGUGCUUGACAUUUAAUUUUAUAGACUAUAUUACCGUGUCAGAAAUGUCAAUAUUCCAGGCAAAAUAAACCUCCCAGACCAUCACUAUAAAUAUUUGGCUCUUACAAAAACCCCAUGGGAAAAGGAGGGAAAAAAGGAGGUGAAUGCUGCGAAUAAGUGUCACAUUUCAGAACAAGUGAGCUUAAUUUGAAGUGAGGUGAAAUUUGAUGCAAUUUAUUCAGAAUCAUGUGUCUGCUUGAUAUCUGUCCUUCCAUGUCACAUUGGUUAUCUCAGCCUUUCAGUCCCCUGUGCACUGCUGUGUUCAUCUUCACUGCCUGGAAAACACACACACAUACACAAACACAGUAAAGAUGUAAGAAAACACACACAUAUGAAAAAGAUUCACUUAUGUUUUUACUACAUUUACACCCACAGAUGUUUGUGCAUUUUUAUUUUGCUUUCAAGAGAAAAAAAAUAACUUAACUUCAGGCGAAUCUUGGGCCAAGAAUUACUACAUGUCAGAUAAAUAUAUGAGAAAGCAGCAGUGGAUCAGUUGUGAGGCUUAACAAUAAAGCUGUAACCAAAACCAAAAAAAAUAAAUAAAAGAAGACACAGAAAGGAGUUAUGCCUUUGCUCAACUUUUCAAUGCUGGACCAAAGCUCUAUAGUUAUGCACAUUGUACAGAGAAAUAGAUUCACGAUGUUGACAAUCUUUAAAAAUCUGAGAUAAAAGAAUUGAAGAGUAGAAAUGUACAGUAGUUCAUCCAAGGUUUACCUCAGUACUGUUCUUGUGAGAAUCAUACAAAUGCCAUACAAGCAGCAGCAGGUCAUAAGAAAAAACUAAUUAUUACUCUGCACUGUGUGUCGUCAAUGUUCACCUUCAACGUGGAGGGGGAGGCUUGUGUUUUAUUUAUUAUUAUGUGACACAUGAUUGUUUUAUUUUUGUGAAGUGGUUUCCUGAGCCACAUGUGACUCUCUGGUCAUCUGUUUUUAUUAACGUACUGCAUUAUUUCUCAUUCGUUGUGACAUCCACCUCAGUUUUCACAGACCUAUAGACCCAUGUAGAGGAAAAGGAGAUUACAGUAAUGUUGCUCUUAACCCAAUUAGGAUGAUUUGUUAAUCACCUUUAAAUACUUUUGUGAAAUUUUACUAACACAGACAACCUGGUUUGACGUUUUGUUAAUAAGUCGAAGAACUUGAAACCAAAGCUGAAGAGCCUGCAGAGGUUGGUUUUCAUUUUUUUAUAGACUGAAAACUGUACUUAAUCUAUAGAGCAAUAUCUGUUUGGUCAGUUAAGCAGCACUUUGUGUAUUUCUAAAAAAAAGGGGGAAAAAAAGCUUCAAGUCUGUCACAUUGAUUUGUACCAUAAUUAGUAAUAAACAAUUGUUUGACAUGAA
Messenger RNA from Lates calcarifer (barramundi perch), 5213 nucleotides. It is a transcript of the gene pou6f2, whose product is annotated as POU class 6 homeobox 2. Gene Ontology annotation, molecular function: DNA-binding transcription factor activity, RNA polymerase II-specific; RNA polymerase II cis-regulatory region sequence-specific DNA binding. The coding region runs from base 175 to 2160 and encodes 661 amino acids. The record is from RefSeq and is a predicted model, not a curated record. The transcript is spliced from 9 exons. Lineage: Eukaryota; Metazoa; Chordata; Actinopteri; Centropomidae. Gene Ontology annotation, biological process: regulation of transcription by RNA polymerase II.